Molecule: messenger RNA, 627 nt
Organism: Nezara viridula (southern green stink bug)
Lineage: Eukaryota; Metazoa; Arthropoda; Insecta; Hemiptera; Pentatomidae
Source: the annotation of a GenBank genome assembly
AUGAUUUCUCUCAUCACUUGCCUAAAUGCCAAAGUAAAGGUAGUUGCCAAGUUUGUGCCAGAAAUAAUCAUCAUACCAUGUUUCACCCUGAUAAAAAUGCGGCAAACACUUAGCCCUCCCAGUCUCAAGUGUGAACCACCGCUGUCUCUGGAUCAAUUUUCUCAUGCAGUUUCGUGUCAUGCUACCACCUACUCACAGAUACUACUGGGUACAGCAUUGGGUAGGAUCUUUUCAAGUUCUGGUCAGUGGUAUUCCUCUAGAAUGGUAGUAGAUCCGGGUUCCCAGACUAAUUUAAUUACCACUGACCUAAUGAAAAAGCUAUGCCUUCGUUCCCGGAUUAGUCCUCUGGUGGUGUCUGGAGGAGAUCGGGCAGAAAAGAGGUAUGAGGAUAGGAGAUAUGAGGGCUCUAGCUCGGGGCCGAAAUGCUUGGGAUGCAUGGAUCGAGGCACCUCCACGCUAAAAGGUACAAAGGAGGUAGAGAAAGAAGAGGAAGAAGAAGAAAGAACAGUAAAAGCUUUCUUUAAAAGAAAUGUUAAAAGAGAAGUAAAGCAGAUUAAAUCAAGCAGGGGAUUGACAAAAGGACUUAAUUCAGCAAGUCACUAUGUGCUUUUUCCUGCAAAUUCCUAG